GGAGGAUGGCACACCUGUCCUGUCCAGGCCAGGCCAGGCCUUGUCUGUUGUGUUGUGCUUUUUAAUGGCUGUGGAUCAUUUUCUUCCACCAAUGGGCUGCUGUGCCUGUGAGUGAGUGAUCUCUGGCCCAAUUCAUGGACAGAUAGAUUAACACAACAGUGCGUGUGGGAAAUAAAUGGAGGAUGGAGGCACAGUGAAGACUUCAGAUCCUCCUCGCCAAAAGAUUCAUUAUUUAUUGGGCAAGAUAUGUAGACCGACCACAAACCAGAGCAACACUGAAUGGCCUGCCAUUUGGAAAUUAAUUGAGGUUUCGAUUGGUGUUGACUGGUGGAUCCAAGCUUGGAUCUUUCGCUCUUCUUCAGUCCAGGCUGUCAGGAAUUUAAUUGGGAAGUGAAUGAAUGGAUAAGAGGAAAUGGUUGUGGAAAAGGAAAUCUUCUGAGAUAAGUCCCAGUGAAAGCGAAAGCGAAAGCAAUGGAUCAUCCUUUUCACAUUCUGACGAGCAACAGGAAGGAUUGAGACAAUCUCCUCAAGUGAUCUCGAUCCCUAAAACCGAUGGCAGCGAAAUGGAGGAAACUAUCAUCAAGACUCUAACGGAAAAGCUAUCCGCUGCACUGGUAAACAUCUCUGCCAAUGAAGAGCUCGUCAAGCAGCACACCAGAGUUGCUGAAGAAGCUGUUGCUGGGUGGGAGAAGACUGAAAAUGAAGUGGCUGCGCUUAAGCAGCAGCUUGAUGUUGCGGUGCAGCACAAUUUAAGCCUGGAAGUGAGAGCCAGCCAUCUCGAGAGUGCUCUCAGGGAAUGUGUAAGACAGCUGAGACAAGCAAGGGAUGAUGCUACGCCAGAGAAGAACGGCGAUUGGGAGUCCCAAAAGAUUCAGCUCGAGAAGCAAAUCCUUCAUCUCCAGGCUCAAGUCGAAGUUUCCAGAGCUGAAAAUUCCGCUGCCAUUGAUCCUGAUACUCUGUUAGUGAUUGAGGCUCUAGAGAAAGAGAACACAUCCCUCCGGCAAGAACUCAUGUCCCGUCAUAAACAGCUGGAAGUUAUUGCCAUUGAGAGAGAUUUAAGCACUGAAGCAGCAGAAACAGCAAGCAAGUUGCAGUUGGCGAGCAUAAAGAAGGUUGCUAAGCUUCAGACAGAGUGCAGAAUGCUUCGAUCAAUGGUUCGAAGAUCAUCCACAGCAGACAGCAAUCACAAGUUUGCGGCUGCUUCCUCCUCCUGUGCUGUAACAGACGGUUUAUCAGAGUGCGGCAGUAGGCAGAAAUCCAUAGACUUGGAUACUGAAGAGACUGUUAAAACAGGAGCAAAUGGAUAUGAACCAACGAAGAAUCUUUCAGCUUGCUGCCUUGAAAUCGACAUGAUGGAUGAUUUUCUUGAGAUGGAGCGUCUUGCUGGAUUGUCGGAGACUAAUAAUAUUAUUUCAUUUUCUGCAUCAGAGUUGGCUUCUGGAGAAUGUGUUCAGGAUGACAAUGUAUUCAAAGAUGAGCUAAACUCCAUGGCACAACAAGUAGCGGAAUUGGGAGACAAGGCGACAAAGUUGGAGGCAGAGAAAUUAAGGCUUCAAAAUGCUUUAGAUGAGAGUGUUGAUCACCUGAAAACGGCACAGAGCAGAGUUGCUGAAACGGAAACUACGUUGGAAGAGCUACAGAAAGAUUUAGCUGCAUUAAAUGAAACAAAAGUGUUACUCGAAUCGCAGCUUGUCGCCAUGGAAACAGAGGCAAGCGCAAUGUCUUCCAACAUCAAUUCGUUAAAAGCAGAAAUAGAAGAUGAAAGGAAGCUAUCAUCUGAACUAGCUGCAAAGUGCGAGGAAUUAGAAAGAGAACUAACAAUCACAAUCCAGGAAAAAGAAGUCGAGCUAAAUAAAUCGUCAAAUGGUGAAACAAGAUUAAAGCAGGAGGAUUUAGCUGUAGCAUCAGACAAGCUCGCCGAGUGCCAGAAAACGAUUGCAUCUCUCGGACGGCAGCUUCAAUCUCUUGCAGCAUUGGAAGAUUUUCUAAUUGACACUUCAAACAUUCCAGGCCCCUCUGAAGGAGCAUUGCCUUCAGGCAAUGGUGGAGAAUUCAUUGUACCAACAUACGAUUUGGCUCAGUUAAAAUUGUCAAUUGAGAACUAUAGGCAGCUGGAGAAUAGGGAUUCGUCGUCGUCUCGAAUCCCACCUCCAUCAGCACUAUCAACCAGCCAUACAACUGCUGCCAAGAACUUGAGCAGUUUUGGGAGGAUAUUCUCAAGAAGCAAGAGCGUGAUAGAACUAGGGAACACUCCAGAUUAG
Molecule: messenger RNA, 2261 nt
Organism: Andrographis paniculata
Lineage: Eukaryota; Viridiplantae; Streptophyta; Magnoliopsida; Lamiales; Acanthaceae
Product: filament-like plant protein
Exons: 6
Coding region: 399-2261 (620 amino acids)
Source: RefSeq, a predicted model, not a curated record